GGUUACCAUAGCGACGGGGAGGUUGGGUGGGACAGAUUCAGCGCCCGCACCCGACCAGGUAGGAGGCAGUUUCGGUUGAGACCGGGUUCCUGAGGGUCUGGAGAGGAGGAUUCGGCGCACCACAUGGGUGCUUAGAAGAACAUGCGAUAGAGGUUUGCAUCCAGCACAUGGGAUGCAUCGCAGAAUUCUGCAGACAUGGACAAGCCUGAGCAGAAAGACAGACGCCGUGGCCGCUUUGCCAGCAAAAUACAGAAAGGUUUCACUGCGGCAUAUCCAACGCAAUCCUCCAUUCCGUAUAAGUUACAAACAUCAGUAAUUCCAGAGUCAGAAAAGAAAGGAUUUAAUAGUCAAGCCAGGAGAUUCUACCAUAAAAAGGAUGAUGUCCCAGGUCCUGGGUUCUACAACAUCACUCACCAGUCUCCAGUGUCCAACAGCGUCUCACUGUCCAAGAAGGGGACGUGCACUUUCCCCUCCAUGAGCGCCCGCCUGGGCCCCAUCACUUCUAAGUACCCCGCAGCGAAUGCAUAUACCAUCCCCUCAGAGUUUAUUUCCAAGAAAGACUUCAGUACUUCCUGCUCCAGCAUGUUCCAGUUGCCCAGCUUUGUGAAGGCUCUCAAAUUUGAAACCCCUGCACCCAACCACUACAAUGCUUCCCUCUCCUGCUGCAAACAGAAAAACAAUGUCUCCGCUCGAGCCGGGUUCAUGUCAAAAACCCCGAGAGGAAUUUUCACUGCUCCCGAGAUGGCGCCUCCACCAGGGCAUUACAAUGUCAAUGAAUCUCUUGUGAAACAGUCGCCGAAGAUACUGAUGUCUUGCUUUAAGUCAAAAACCGACCGUGGACUGAAACUAACAUCAACAGGCCCAGGACCCGGAUAUUAUAACCCUGAUGAUCACUCCAAGGCUCCCAAGAAGGCUCUCUUCCCGAAGAAUCCCACACUGACCUUCUCUGCCCCGCCUUUGCCUCUGCCGCCCAAGCCACCGCUGCCUGGCCCCGGGCAAUACGAGAUCGUGGACUAUGCCGGGCCCCCCAAGUACUUCAUCUCCAGUGCAUCGUUUGUGUCCAACACCAGCAGGUGGACUGCCGCGCCAGCCCAGGCGGGCCUGCCCGGGCCAGCUACUUACAGGCCAGAAGUCCCAGGGAAGCAAUCCUUCCUCUACAAUGAAGACAACAAGUGGAUCCCAGCACUGUAAUGAUGCUGCCUGUGAGCUCAAGGAGGACCCUGGUCUUGACCCACACCAUGCAGCCCCCAGGACACUUACCUGGAGGGACUGUGUGACCGCUCGGUCACUGCAGCCCCAAGCAACAGUGGAGCUGAGGUCCUUGGCCUUGUCUUGAGCUGCUUCCUGCAAAUCACACACACACACACACACACACACACACACGCACACCCCUUCAGUGAUUUCCUGAGCAAAAAUGAGGAGUGGCCAGAGCUCCCCCAUGCACCUGCUGCCUUCUGGUUCAACUCCCCUCCAUAGACUUCACGGCUCCUGGGCGCACACUUCAAGCAGGGGAACCGAGGCACCGCACAGGCAGCCAGCAGCCAACUCUGCACCUUGAAGUCUGGUGCCCUGGCUCUGGGCCCCAGGGCCUGGCAUUUUCUAUCACAAUGGACAGUGGCGGCUAGGGCCCAGCUUGGUGGGCCUGGCCUCCUGGCCUUGGCUUCCAUGACCUGGAAGGGCCAGAGGCUCCUCAAAGUUCAAUGGUAUUACCAGGGCCUCUGCACCCAACUGGGUCUCCAGUCUCACCUGCAGGUAGCACACUGAAGUGGUCACGUGACAUUUUUGCUAAUUACCUGCCUCUAGAGGGAUGGCCAUGUCCAUUUCGUUGACUCUGCAUUUGGCAGCAGGUGAACAGGACCCUGUUGGAGCCAUAGCCCCUGGUUCCCACUACCCCCAACCUGCCCGUGUCUGGGGCCUACAUCCCUGCCCUGAUCCCUGCUCCAACGUCAGAGGAAGCUUGCUGACCACAUCUGAUAUACUUCUUUUAAGGGUCUCUCUGGCCAGCCAUGUCUCUUCCCCUCAGCCAAAGGAAGAGACUCUCAAAGAAUAAAGCUGAAAUGGAAUGGAGCAUGCAUCACCA
Ochotona princeps (American pika) is the source of this 2080-nucleotide messenger RNA. RefSeq names its product sperm tail PG-rich repeat containing 1 (gene STPG1). Gene Ontology annotation, biological process: epigenetic programing of male pronucleus. Gene Ontology annotation, cellular component: male pronucleus; female pronucleus; germinal vesicle. The transcript is spliced from 9 exons. Gene Ontology annotation, molecular function: chromatin binding; histone binding. The record is from RefSeq and is a predicted model, not a curated record. Lineage: Eukaryota; Metazoa; Chordata; Mammalia; Lagomorpha; Ochotonidae. Bases 196 to 1191 code for a protein of 331 amino acids.